CAGCUCCGGAUACAUCCAUACGCCAAACUACACCCAAUAACAAAUGUGCGCGGACGAGAGAGAGAGAGAAAGAGAUGAGUUUAGAGAGAGAAUCGGAGAGAGGAGUUUAGAGAGAGACAAUCUGAUAGCAAAGAGGAGCUUAGAGCGAGAGAGACUUUUAGCGGUGCGCUUUGUUAAUCAGUCCAUGGCCCCGUGACCCUCUGCAUCUGGACACUGGAAGCACCAACGACCGUCUCUUUCUCUCUCUCACGAAAUCUCAGAAGGCCUCACGGAUUUGUGAGCACUCUCAAACCCUAGCGGAGCUUUCUCUCGCUGCAGGUGUUCCAUUGCAGAUAUUUCAAAAAUGUCUUGGUGUACAAUUGAGUCUGAUCCAGGUGUUUUUACUGAACUAAUUCAGCAAAUGCAAGUAAAAGGGUUGCAGGUUGAAGAGCUUUACUCCUUAGAUCUGGAUUCCCUCAACUGUCUUAGGCCUGUGUAUGGUCUGAUAUUCCUUUUCAAAUGGAGGCCAGGAGAUACAGAUCAAAGACUUGUAAUUAAAGAUCACAGCCCAAAUUUAUUUUUUGCCAGCCAGGUAAUCAACAAUGCUUGUGCAACCCAGGCAAUUCUUGCUAUCUUACUGAACUGCCCAGAAAUUGACAUUGGUCCUGAGCUCUCGAUGUUAAAGGAAUUUACGAAGAAUUUCCCGCCUGAGCUAAAAGGAUUGGCCAUUAACAAUAGCGAAGCAAUUCGCACAGCUCACAACAGUUUUGCUCGGCCUGAGCCCUUUGUGGCCGAUGACCAAAGACCUGCUGAAAAAGAUGACGAUGUGUACCAUUUCAUAAGCUAUCUGCCUGUUGAUGGGGUCCUUUAUGAACUCGAUGGAUUAAAAGAAGGCCCCAUUAGCCUUGGAAAGUGCCCUGGAGGAAGAGAUGGUUUGGAGUGGCUUCAAAUGGUUCAACCAGUGAUUCAAGAACGCAUAGAGAAGUAUUCAAAAAAUGAGAUUAGGUUUAACCUUAUGGCUAUCAUAAAGAAUAGGAAAGAGAUUUACACAACCGAAGUUAAAGAGCUCCAAAAGAGGAGAGAGUAUAUCACUCAGCAGCUUGCGGCUGCUCAACCGGAGAGAUCGGGGGGGAGAACAGAUUUGAGUACCCAAACUGGUGUGAUUGAAGGGCUAAAGAAAUCUCUUGCAGAUGUGACCUUGGGUAUCGAGAGUGUGACUGAGAAGAUAUUGAUGGAGGAGGAGAAGUUCAAGAAGUGGAAGACUGAAAACAUAAGGAGGAAGCAUAAUUACAUUCCCUUCCUGUUCAAUUUCUUGAAGAUAUUGGCUGAGAAGAAGCAGUUAAAGCCUCUUAUUGAGAAGGCAAGGCAGAAAACGAGCACAAGAUGAGAGGUAAGUCUCUCUAGUUCUUAUGAUAAAGCUUUAAAGGUAUGGAGGUUCUAGUUGGGUGUAGUUUAGGGGGAUUUCUUUUGGAUACCCUAGGCCCUGAACUUUCUGAUGUGAGAGAGUAUGCGUGACAAGGGCUGCUGAUAGAGAUUGCUGAGGGGCACGAAAGAGGAACAUUGAUUUAAUGCAAUUGAGGAUUUGAUUUUGCUGCACCAUCUCUGUGGUAAAGGCUUGUUAGAACCCUUAAUUCCCAUGUUUAAGUUGGUUCUUUGUGUAUACUUUCAUGGUUGGGGCCCAUAUUGUGUUUUACUUUCACCUUCUCUUUCUGCU
Molecule: messenger RNA, 1693 nt
Organism: Amborella trichopoda
Lineage: Eukaryota; Viridiplantae; Streptophyta; Magnoliopsida; Amborellales; Amborellaceae
Product: ubiquitin carboxyl-terminal hydrolase 2
Biological process (GO): ubiquitin-dependent protein catabolic process; protein deubiquitination
Cellular component (GO): cytoplasm
Molecular function (GO): cysteine-type deubiquitinase activity
Source: RefSeq, a predicted model, not a curated record